AAAAAUCUCAGCUUUGUGAAAAACCCAACCAUGUUCCUUCUCCCUCCUUCUCCGUCUCCACCAUUCACUCCCGCCACCAUCAUCUCCACCCGAUCCCGCCACCACCCUCCGGCCAUCUCUGCUACCACCUCCAUCUCCGACCCUCUCCACUCCUCACGCCGCUACGACUUCUCCCCUCUCAUUCACUUCCUUUCCACUCAACCCUCCCACCCUUCUCCUCCUCCUCCUGCUCCUGACCCCUCCCCUCCCUCCCAUCUCGACCCCGUCGAGCUCCGCCUCGCCGAAUCCUACCGUGCCGUUCCUGCCCCUCUCUGGCACUCCCUCCUCAAAUCCCUCGCCUCCGACCCCUCCACCCUCCCCUCCGCUGCUGCCCUUGUCCCCUGGCUCCACCGCCACCGCCUCUGCUUCUCCCUUGACCUCCUCUACUCCAUCCUCAUUCACUCCCUCCCCUCCUCCCUCCUCCCCUCUCUCCUCCCCCUCGCCAAUCCCUCCUCUCCCCUCAUCUUCAACGCUCUUAUCUCCUCCUCUGUCCGCGCCCGCGAUAUUCCCUCCGCCCUCCGCCUCCUCUCCCGCAUGCGCUCCCUCUCCCUUCUUCCCGAUCCCGUCUCAUACUCUCUCCUCCUUCGCUCACUCCCUGCCCACCUCCCCCCUGAUCCCUCCCUUAUCCAUCGCAUCUUCCAUGACUUCCUCUCGACCUCCGCCGAGCCGGACGCUGCUCUCGCCAACGACUUCAUCACUGCAUUCGCCCGCGCCGGCGACCCUGAUGCUGCCCUCUCCCUCCUCGCCUCUUCCCAGGCCGCCGGCCUCACCCCGCGCGCCGCCACACUUGUCGCCCUCAUUUCCUCCCUCGCGUCCGCCGCUCGCACUCUCGAGGCUGAGGCUCUUUUUUCUGAGCUCCACCUUCACAACCUCGCCCCUCGCACCCGCGCCUACAAUGCCCUCCUCAAAGCUUAUGUCAAAGCCGGGGCUUUGCAGGACGCCGAGCUGAUGUUCGAAGAAAUGACCAGGAAUGGUGUCUCCCCGGAUGAGCGCACUUACAGUUUGCUUAUUGAUGGGUACACACAAGCAGGGAGGUGGGAGAGUGCGAGGAUCUUGAUGAAAGAAAUGGAAAUGAACGAGGUGAAGCCGAAUUCAUACGUGUUUGGAAGGAUCCUUGCGAGUUUUCGUGAUAGAGGAGAUUGGCAGAAAUCCUUCUCUGUGUUGAAGGAGAUGAAGAGCAAUGGCAUUCGCCCGGACCGGCAUUUCUACAAUGUGAUGAUUGAUAUGUUUGGUAAGUAUAAUUGCCUUCAUCACGCCAUGGAUGCUUUUAAUCAAAUGAGAGCGGAUGGCAUUGAGCCGGAUGUGGUCACUUGGAAUACUUUGAUCGAUGGGCACUGUAAGGCGGGCAGGCAUGAUAAGGCUAUGGAGCUGUUUGAGGACAUGCAGAGGAGUGGUUGCACACCAUGCAUAACAACUUACAAUAUCAUGAUCAAUUCGUUGGGGGAGCAAGAGAAAUGGGAAGAGCUGGAGGAGUUGUUGGGGAGAUUGAAAGAGCAGCGGCUAAUGCUGAAUGUGGUGACUUACACUACACUUGUGGAUGUUUAUGGCAAGUCAGGGAGGUUUAAGGAAGCCAUACAGUGUUUGGAGGAAAUGAGAAGUGGAGGAAUGAAACCUUCUCCUACCAUGUACCAUGCUUUGGUCAAUGCAUAUGCGCAGAAGGGUCUGUCAGAUCAAGCCAUAAAUGUAUUCAGGGUCAUGAGAGCAGAUGGUAUAAAACCCAGUGUUUUGGUGUUCAACUCUUUAAUCAAUGCAUUUGGUGAGGACCGUCGAGAUGCUGAAGCAUUUGCUGUAUUGGAUUUCAUGAGAGAAAAUGAUGUCAAACCGGAUGUUGUGACCUAUACAACCCUUAUGAAAGCUUUAAUUCGUGUGGAGAAGUAUGAAAAGGUUCCUGCUGUAUAUGAGGAAAUGAUCUUAUCUGGGUGUACACCUGAUAGGAAAGCUAGAGCAAUGUUAAGAUCAGCACUGCGAUAUGUGAAACAAACGCUGGAUUCAUAGCAGGCUCAGCAAAAUAUGGUCUUCCAGUAGCGUAUUGCAUCAGUUUUAGCAAUGAUAGCCAUCCUUUUAAUACACACGAAAGGAACUAUUAGAGCACGAAGAAGCCGAGGAAGCCAUGCAUGACUCUGUUUGCGCCGAGUUAAGAGAUCAUAAUUUUUAGACAAAUUCAUUCAUUUGAAGAACCACAAGUAACAAGUAUACAAUUAUAAGUACGACAAUCUAAGGUCGUCUGUUCUCUGUCAA
Molecule: messenger RNA, 2277 nt
Organism: Dioscorea cayenensis subsp. rotundata (Guinea yam)
Lineage: Eukaryota; Viridiplantae; Streptophyta; Magnoliopsida; Dioscoreales; Dioscoreaceae
Product: pentatricopeptide repeat-containing protein CRP1 homolog, chloroplastic
Exons: 5
Coding region: 31-2034 (667 amino acids)
Cellular component (GO): chloroplast
Molecular function (GO): protein binding
Source: RefSeq, a predicted model, not a curated record